Molecule: messenger RNA, 624 nt
Organism: Cynara cardunculus var. scolymus (artichoke)
Lineage: Eukaryota; Viridiplantae; Streptophyta; Magnoliopsida; Asterales; Asteraceae
Product: anaphase-promoting complex subunit 13
Exons: 4
Coding region: 243-449 (68 amino acids)
Biological process (GO): protein K11-linked ubiquitination
Cellular component (GO): anaphase-promoting complex
Source: RefSeq, a predicted model, not a curated record
CGUCCUCCACUCGAUUGCACGAACAGAGUGACGAUUGAAAUCUUAAAUCACCACACACCACUAUCGAAUCGAUUGACGAUUCUAGAGGAAGUACCGAGUACGAGCUGUUGUCUGUUGAUUGAAAUCACCAGCUCACUUCAACACUGUUGGCACUCGGCAGUCGGCUCUCCAGUCUCGCCUCUCUCGACCGCUCAAUAUCUUAUUGAUCACUUGUGACUUGUGAGUAAGGAGAGAGCCCAAGAAUGGCAGAAGAGUUAACCCUAGGGAUUUUAAUCGAUGUCGUAGAUGAGGAAUGGAUGAGAGAUACUCUCCCUGACGACGAUCUUGCAUUACCCCCAGCACUCGUCCCUCGUAAUGAUGAUGCAGAAGAUUCCAAUCAUGAGGCAGCAGCACAGGUGGAUGGAGGAGAUACUUGGCAUGAUCUUGCAUUGGGAACAACUCAGUCAUAGUAGUAGAUGUUAUUUAUCAUCCAUAUGCUAAAAAACUAGUUUAUACAUUAUUGAUAACACAUGGAUUGUUGUAUCAUUAUGUUAUGGUGUCUGCUUUUGAAUUUUUUCUCUCUUUAUUUUGAAGUACAUAAGUUGCCAAAUGUAACAUCAGACAAACAAAAAAGGAAGGUUGAUG